AACUUUCAUGAGGGAACCACCCGAUGCCUUCUUUACUUGUUCUUCUUGCCCAAAUUGCCCUCCCCAUUUCCCCAAAACUAUCGCCCAGCCUAGCCUCCUCCUUGUCCAAAGGUGAGGGGUAAUUUCGUCCGGAAAAAGCUCUCCCACCAUAAACAAUGGACCUUGCUUUGGCGUUAAAGUCAAGUUGCCACUUUUGUUGAGUUUGAAUGCUCUUCUUUUCUGGGUGUCUUGAGAAUUCCGUCAAAAUUUUGAUAUUUCCCUUUCUUUUUUUUUCUGGAAAUUGAGGGAGGGGGCAGGGCAUGUUGGUAGAGAGAAGGAGAGUGAUGAGCUGGAGGAGAGUGGGGAAGUCGUUGCAGGCGCUGGUAGCCCAUGCCUUGCUCUUCUCUUUCACCCUUUUGCUCGCUCUCAAGCUCCACCAUGCCGUCUCUCGUUCUUGGUGGGUUGUAUUUGCGCCAUUAUGGCUAUUUCAUGCAGUUGUAGCACGUGGAAGGUUUUCUUUGCCUGCUCCAUCAAUGCCUCAUGAUCGCCAUUGGGCCCCCUUUCACGCAGUCAUCGCUAUGCCAUUGCUUGUCGCUUUUGAGCUAAUUUUGUGUAUACGUCUUGACAACAGCUAUGUUGUUAAUUUGAAGAUUGUCUUUCUGCCCCUGCUUGCAUUUGAAAUAGCUAUUUUGAUUGAUAACAUCAGGAUGUGCAGGGCUUUAAUGCCUGGAGAUGAGGAAAGCAUGAGUGAUGAAGUGAUAUGGGAGACCCUUCCUCAUUUUUGGGUUGCAAUAUCUAUGGUCUUCUUCAUUGCUGCCACAACUUUCACCCUUUUAAAGUUAUGUGGUGAUGUUGCGGCUCUAGGCUGGUGGGAUUUAUUCAUAAAUUUUGGUAUUGCAGAGUGCUUUGCCUUUCUUGUUUGUACAAAGUGGUAUAAUCCAGCAAUUCAUCGAAAUUCCCACCUUGGAGAAUCCACUCCAUCUUCAAUGACUAUAAGAUACCUUGACUGGAACAGAGGUUUGGUAGUAUCUUCUGAUGAAGACAGGCACCAGAACAGCAGAAUGUGCAACCUGCAAGAUAUUGGAGGACAUGUUAUGAAAAUUCCAUUUAUUGGUUUUCAAAUCAUGCUUUUCAUGCACUUAGAGGGAACACCACCUAGUGCAAGAAAUAUAUCACCUCCAGUCCUUUUUUCUCCCCUUCUGCUGCUGCAAGGAGCUGCGGUUAUUCUUGCUGCAUAUAGAUUGAUUGAGAAAAUUGUUAUUUUAGUACAUGGUGGAGCUGGCUCUGGAAGAUACUUUGAUGUAUCAUCAAAAGCUCUUGAGUUUUUUGGGUUCUUGCACCAUGGGUCAAGGUUGUUGGGUUGGUGGUCAAUUGAUGAAGGAAGUCGAGAGGAACAGGCUAGACUUUACUGUUCAGAGGCAUCUGGGUAUAACACUUUCUCACCCGAUGUUGUGAAGAAAAUGCCAAAAUCAGAUCUUGUUGAGGAGAUUUGGAGAUUACGAGCUGCACUCAGUGAGCAGACGGAAAUCACCAAGUUUAGCCAGCAGGAGUUCGAAAGACUUCAAAAUGAAAAGAUUCUGUGUAGAGUUUGCUUUGAGGAACAAAUCAACGUAGUCCUACUCCCAUGUAGGCAUCAUGUCCUCUGCAGUACUUGCUGUGAGAGGUGUAAAAGGUGUCCAAUCUGCCGUGUUUCUAUUGAGGAGCGUCUGCCGGUGUAUGAUGUGUAGUCCCAAUUUACCUGUAGACAGAUUCAUGUAAAAAUUUUCAAACUGUUAACAAAUUGCUUGUGAUUUUAGAUGACGCAAGCAUUGAGAAGCUGGCCAUUCUGGUUUCACUGAACAUGAUAUAGUUGUGUAAUGUCAUUCAAGAAAUGUAAAUAACUUGGUGCAUUAUGGAAAGGAAAUGAAAUGAAAUUAGUGAUUUUUACAUGUUU
This is a messenger RNA of Theobroma cacao (cacao), 1912 nucleotides long. RefSeq names its product Transmembrane Fragile-X-F-associated protein. The record is from RefSeq and is a predicted model, not a curated record. Lineage: Eukaryota; Viridiplantae; Streptophyta; Magnoliopsida; Malvales; Malvaceae.